Messenger RNA from Stomoxys calcitrans (stable fly), 1068 nucleotides. RefSeq names its product trypsin beta-like. Lineage: Eukaryota; Metazoa; Arthropoda; Insecta; Diptera; Muscidae. The coding region runs from base 80 to 985 and encodes 301 amino acids. The record is from RefSeq and is a predicted model, not a curated record. Gene Ontology annotation, molecular function: serine-type endopeptidase activity. Gene Ontology annotation, biological process: proteolysis. The transcript is spliced from 2 exons.
UGGCAUCUCCGAAUCGUGCCCUAUAUAUAGCUUUCUUCCAGUGCUUCGCCAUUCGUAGAAGUUCGGGUUUGGCGUUAAGAUGCCAUCAACAAAACUUCCUGUGAUUUUAGCGGCCAUUAUAGUCAUUUAUAUUCGUAGCAAUGGUGCAGUGUCUGCGAAUACUAAUAAAAUGGAAUCGACUGAUGCCAAUUCCAAUAUGUCCAAACUAAGUAAUGCAAUCGAAGUGGAAAAACGAAUGCCUGGAAACAUGUAUCAGAUAUCGGGAGGCAGGUUGUUGGAAAUCAAGGAGGUGCCAUAUCAAAUUGCCUUGUUCCGAAAUAAUUUUUUUAUUUGUGGUGGUUCUAUAUUGAGCCAGGAUUGGAUUGUCACAGCUGCCCAUUGUGUCUAUGGAGGCGGUCACUUUGGCAUACGCGUUGGUUCCGCAAAUAGUGGAAAAGGUGGUCAAAUUCGUUUUAUCAAUACUGUCGUCAUUAACGGAGGCUUUACUUCGCUAAAUCUACAGAAUGAUAUAGCUAUGCUUCGUGUCGAUAAACCCUUUAUUUGGUCGUCAAGUGUUCUGCCUAUACGACUCGCUGCCAAUAACACCAGCAUACCAGAGAAAUUGUUCGUCAGUGGAUGGGCCAGUGUUGGGGAAAACAGUAAGCCAGAACUUCAUUUGCGGGGAGCCACAUUGGAAGUCGUUUCGAACAAGGAAUGCCGUUCGGCAUAUAAGAAAAAGUAUUCUAUAACGGAGGACUUGAUUUGUACAGUGGCAACCGGAAGAGAUGCCUGUCAGGGAGAUUAUGGCGGACCAUUGGCCCACAAGGGUGUAUUAUAUGGAAUCAUAUCAUUUGGAGUAGGAUGUGAAAGUUUUCAUGUUCCUACUGUCUACACAAGUGUGCAUCGUCAAUAUCGAUGGAUAAUGAAUGUUGCACGUCGUUAUGGAGGUCAGGAACCUAUGCUUGCGCAGCAUUUAUUAAGGGGCCCAACGAACGAAAAACCAUAGGCGUUUAUUUUUCUCCCUCCAGAUAGCGAAUUUGCAAAAUAAGAUAGGCAAGAGAAUUUCAAUAACAACACUGAUUUUAUGUG